AUAAACUCAUACGCGUCAAGUUCUAUAGGGUCAUAUCGGGCCAUCGACGGAAUGCCGAGAAAUCAUUCUGGAUGUUGGCGCCGAUAUAGGAACAUGAAGAGACGAUAAAAGCCGGCAGCUUCAGGACGGAGAGCCGAGUCUAUCGCUGUACCUCAAUCUCAUCAUACUGAUCUCUUCUCCUAUACAACCCAUUCAGACUCAUCAUGUCGCCUAGUGCUGUUCAAGACCAUGUGGACGAUGUCCCAACCUCGAUCAAAUCAUCCCCUCGACCUCCUUCGGAAGCCGACUUCUCUACCUUCCGGUCUCUAGUCCCUCUUCUGGCCGACGAGAGCCUCACUUACCUCAACGCCUCCUACCAACCCCCUUCAAACCUUAUAAUCCACGGCGCCAUCGCCAAGUUCACUUCCGAUGCCCUUUACAACCCUCAUCCAAAGCCUCAAUGGCAGAACGCCGUCGAAGAGACUCGUGCUUUAGUCGGCCGGUACAUCAACGCCGACCCGAGCUCCCUAGCCUUCACCCGUGACACAACAGAGGCACUGGGAUGCUUCAUCCGAAGCCUCAGAUUCGAGCCUGGCGACAACGUUGUCGUCCUGGACACAGAGCACCCAAACCAUGUCUACGGAUGGAUGGCUCUCCGCAGAGCCGGCCUCGAGGUCCGACAGGUGCCCACCAUCUCGACCGCGGAAGAGACCGGGCACGUCACGGCCGCCAACACCGCAACCUUUGCGCCGUAUGUCGACGAGCGUACCAGGGCCAUCGGGCUCAGCUCCAUCAUGUUCCACAGCGGUCAGUGGAACGACGUGGCCGACAUCUGCGCAACAUACAGACCACGCGGCAUUCACGUCCUCGCAGACCUCACGCAGCAGGUCGGCUUCGCAGAAGUGGACGUCCGAGCUCUGGGGGUUUCUGCGGCGGCCUUCAGUUUGCACAAAGGGUUGAACUGCCCGACGGGUUUCGCGGUUCUCUACGUCAACCCGGAGUUCAUCGCCGACACCGACCCCACUCCCCCCAUUGUCGGCUACGGGGCCGUCAGCAACGUGCGAGCUGACCUGUUGGUCCCUUCCGAAGAGGUGGUAUAUCACUCUUCCACUCGCCGAUACGAGCAUCUGAAUUUGAGCUUGAUCAGUGCAGCGGCUGCAAAGGCGUUUUUGACGUUUUAUCUGGAUUCCAUGGGUCCCGGACGUGUGCAGGAGCACCUCUACCGCCUAGGUGAUGUGUUGAGAGAGGAGUGCCGAAGUCUCGGGGUGAAGAUAGUCGGGUCCUCGGCUCGCAAGGAUCAUGCGCCUCAUUUGUACAUUCUGGAUUUGCAUGACCCGAGGUGGAUGGAUCUCUUAAAGGAGAGUGGUGUGCUUGUCACGCCCUACCGCCUGGGCAUCAGAGUUUCUUUUGGUUUCUACAACAACAUCUCAGACGUGAAGAAGCUUGCUGGUGUCCUAAAGACAGGAUUAGAGGCGGGCCUUCCCUUGCCCUGAGGACUUUCAGAGAUAUAGGAUAUG
Messenger RNA from Colletotrichum scovillei, 1496 nucleotides. RefSeq names its product cysteine desulfurase. The record is from RefSeq and is a predicted model, not a curated record. NCBI's taxonomy places the organism in Eukaryota, Fungi, Ascomycota, Sordariomycetes, Glomerellales, Glomerellaceae. The coding region runs from base 204 to 1472 and encodes 422 amino acids. The transcript has a single exon.